This is a messenger RNA of Anolis sagrei ordinatus, 1943 nucleotides long. It is a transcript of the gene HERPUD2, whose product is annotated as HERPUD family member 2. The record is from RefSeq and is a predicted model, not a curated record. NCBI's taxonomy places the organism in Eukaryota, Metazoa, Chordata, Lepidosauria, Squamata, Anolidae. Gene Ontology annotation, biological process: endoplasmic reticulum unfolded protein response. Gene Ontology annotation, molecular function: protein binding.
AGCGACGGCGUCCCUAAGCAGCCCUCCAUCGGACCCGGCGGCCGCUGGCCUAUUUUCCCAUUUUAGGCCGCGGCGGGCGAGGGCGAGGCCUGGUUGGGCCCUUGUUACGCAGCCGGGCCUGUGUAUGACGCCACUGGCCCGCGACCCCCUCUCCGCCCGGCGCCGGGCCUGAGCCGCAGCGGGGAGACGCCCCUCCCUGCCCAAGGAGAUGGGCGGCCGGCGCUGGGCCGCCCCUCAGAGGCCUUCGUCGUCGUCGUCGUCGUCGCCUUCCUCCACAGCCCGCCGCCCUUGACUCCGCACCUUCUUCGCCCCGCCACCCUCCGCCCGCCCGCCCGGAUGGAGCCCCCGCCGGUCACUCUGGUCAUCAAGGCGCCCAACCAGAAGUACUCCGACCAGGCCGUCAGCUGCUUCCUGGACUGGACCGUGGGCAGGCUCAAGAGCCACCUCUCCCAGGUGUACCCCAGCAAGCCGUCUACAAAGGAUCAGAGACUGGUGUAUUCUGGCAGAUUGCUUCCUGAUCAUCUGCAGCUGAAAGAUAUUCUCAGAAAACAAGAUGAAUAUCAUAUGGUUCAUCUAGUAUGUUCUUCACGGAGUCCUCCAAGUUCUCCAAAGGCUGACACCAUUAGAGAAAACCAUGAAUCUCCAGCAUCCAGCAACAUUUCAAGUACAGAACAUUCAGGAUCAACAACGCCUUCCCCAUCUCAGGAAACAUUACACACAGAUGUCAGCAGUAGCUCGAGUGGGGUGAGACAUCGAAGUCUUCCCCAAGCACAAAGCAAUCCAUUGCAAAGCCACCCAUUCUCAUAUAUAAUGCAAGGCGACCAGUUUCCUGGGCAAGGGGUACCAGCUGGAUUUCCAGUGUACCCUGCUUUCAGCCCUCUGCAGAUGAUAUGGUGGCAACAGAUGUAUGCACGGCAGUAUUACAUGCAAUAUCAAGCUGCAGUUUCAGCCCAAGCAACAUCCAGCACAGAAUCUCCUCCUCCUCCAGCGCAGCAACCCACAGAUUCCCAGCAUGCUCCUGCCAACGAGCCCCCAGCAGCACCAAAUGUAGCCCCACCGGAGAAUAGGCCUGUGAAUCAGAAUGUCCAGAUGAAUGCUCAGGGAGGCCCAGUAAUGAAUGAGGAGGAAUUCAAUCGGGACUGGCUAGACUGGAUGUACACGUUCUCCAGAGCGGCCAUUCUUCUGAGCAUUGUGUACUUCUAUUCCUCCUUCAGCCGAUUUAUUAUGGUGAUGGGAGCUAUGCUACUAGUAUACCUGCACCAAGCUGGAUGGUUCCCAUUCAGACCAGAAGCAAUACAGCAGCCUGCAGCAAACAAUAUGGACAUGAACCACGAUGGACAAAAUGUAAAUAAUGCUGGACUUGAAGAAAUGGAGCGUCUUAUGGAUGAUGGGAUUGAUGAAGAUAGCGGCGAAGAUGUGAUAGAUGUCAAUGCAGAUCAGCAUCCGGGGUUUAUGGCUUCUGCCUGGUCCUUCAUCACCACCUUCUUCACGUCUCUCAUCCCUGAAGGGCCUCCACAAGUGGGCAACUAAGUAAAAGAGGAACCGUCAGUAGAGACAUAGUUGAUCAACUAUGCUUUCAUGUGGAAUUGGACUCUUGCGGAGUGUUUUAAAUGCAGUGCAAUUUCAAAAGAUUUAUAAUGCAGACUUUCUGAUCAUGGUGUACAAAAAAUGUGUAUUUUUUCCCUUUUGGCUUUCUCAUGGUUAUGAAUAUUUUAAGCAAAAGUGGACUACGAAAUGCUUUUUAAAAUUCUUCUUUAAAGAAGAAGAAAAAUGUAAAAAUAUUGUUCUUCCAUGUUUAUUUGUUUAAUUGUGUUAACACUGAGAUGAGAUACUUACAGUUGGUGUAUAACAUCAUCCCUUUAAAUAGUUGUUAAAUAUACAGGUGGCAACAGUAAUAUUUCAGAAAUAAUAUCCUCCACAGUAAAAUUGAUUCUGUGUAGGAA